Labrus mixtus (cuckoo wrasse) is the source of this 6626-nucleotide messenger RNA. Its product is annotated as nuclear receptor-interacting protein 1-like. Gene Ontology annotation, molecular function: transcription coregulator activity; signaling receptor binding. Lineage: Eukaryota; Metazoa; Chordata; Actinopteri; Labriformes; Labridae. Gene Ontology annotation, cellular component: nucleus. Gene Ontology annotation, biological process: regulation of transcription by RNA polymerase II. The coding region runs from base 761 to 4384 and encodes 1207 amino acids. The record is from RefSeq and is a predicted model, not a curated record. The transcript has 3 exons.
UCCAGUCGCUACAACCUCCCCCCCCUCCCCCCUCCCCAGAAAACGAGGCAUUUUUUCGGACUAAAAUUGUGAUUUUUUUUUUUUUUUAAAGCCCGCCUCGCCAUUUGUGCGCCCUGCCGAGAGUGUCAAGAAGACAGAUGCGACCGUUUUCAGUGGAUUUGCCUCCUCCUGUCGAAUAAUAACGAUGCGCCUCUCCGGCUGACUGUGGGGUGGACAACGCAGGUUAUGUGGCAGGAGUGCAGGGGAGAAGCUGGGGCUAAGUGAAAAUGCCACUCAUUCCUGAAGAGUCCCUGGCCUCGUCAAGGUCCCCCAUUUGAGAUCUGGAAAGCUUAAAGGCGCCACUGACAGAACCACUGCAAGGCCUACGACAGACAUCCCAAACAUCCACAGCCACGGAAUGUGUCAACAUCUUUGUGGUGAAAUCCUGCUGACUCCUCUCUUGCUACUCACAUAAGCCUGGAUCUAGGCCUUCUGGGAUCCUACGGUCUUUAAAGGCAUACAACAAUGCCUGGAAGGCCAACCUGCCCCAGUUUGCCUCAAACAAUGGUUGCUGUUUCACCACAACGCUGACUUUGCCCACUACAUAGAGGGAUCACAUCCAGCCAGUGCAUCCGACGGUCCCCUGCAGGCUAACUCUGCGGAGUUGCCUGCCCUCUUUUUGGUAUUUAGGAAGUACAUGCCACUGUCAGACAGAUGACCUAGUGGACAUUUGUUUCCCAGUAACAGUGCUGAACCAUACGAGGGGAUCCUAGUAUUGAACAUGACUCAUGGGGAGGAGCCUGGCCCUGAGACACACAAGGAUUCAGCUGUUCUAACUUAUCUGGAAGGUUUACUGAUGCAUCCAGUGGUAGCCGGGCCUGGGGCCACGGCAAGUGGGAGGUCUGAGGCUGCCCACAGCAACCAGGAACAGAGUGAAAAGGUGGGUGGGCCCUUCCAACUGCCCAGCCAUGGCCCCACAGCACCCAAGUCUGGAACAAAUGGGCCAACUCUAGGUUCUUCACAGCACCUGAAGAAGGCCCGCCUGCUGCGCUCUGGAGCCUGGAAUGAUCCAGUGAACCAGCAGAAGAGUUCACCCUCAAUAGAGCUAAAUGGACAAGGGGGUGGCCUGCAAAAUGGAGCACUAGAGGGAAAUCCUCAUGCUGGGGAGAGCACAUUGUUGGCUUCCUUGCUGCAGUCAUUCAGUUCAAGGCUUCAGAGUGUGGCAAUGUCUCAGCACUCCAAUAAACCCCCCAGCGAGUGUUCCUCUCCCUCCAAGGCACCACCUGCAGAAAAAGAGCCACUUCCUGUCUAUGGGACAGCCUCAAGCCGCUUGAAGGGCCUAAUGAGGAAGAGUAAACUUCAAAAUCACAGCAACACACCUUACAGUCGCAGGGGACAUAGUCAGGACAGACCCCCAGAAUCGCCUCGGUCAGCACACAGUGCCACCCCUCCGUCUGCGCCAACAGCUGCUGAAUCAGUGUCCUGCGCAGAGCGUCUGAAGGCAGUGGCCAACAUGGUAAAAAUCCGUUCUAGUCCAGCACCUUCACCCAAGCCCAGUGUAGCCUGCAGUCAAUUGGCUCUGCUACUUUCCAGUGAAGCCCAUCUCCAGCAGUACUCUCGAGAGCAUGCACUCAAAGCCCAGCUCUCUGGAAGAUCUGCCAGUGAAAGGCUAGCUGCCAUGGCAAACCAGCAGUAUGGCCCUGACACAAGGCCACCUAGUGUCGGAGGGACCCCACCGAGAGUCCCAGACACACAUAACUCCUUAAAAUCCCCAAAUGGAAUGACAACAACUUCAACAACAAGUACACUCCCUCGAACAACCCUCUCCAGUCCACAGAGCCCCUCUUUGCUGCGUGGCCACAGCCAAAGCUCCCCACCCACACCCCCACAUGCUCCAAAUCACACUCACAGCCAACCACUUAAGGAGAAGCGAGGCUUUGACUCGCGUCCAACCCGUCCCCCCCAGACUUGCAGCAGCUUGUUGCUGCUGCUACUCAAUAACCACAACAAUCAGAAGCAGCUGACAAAGAAUGGGCAUCUGGAGGACAGCUGUGGAAUUCUGCCACCAAGUGGCUCCUCUUCAGUCACAUCGGACAGCGAAUGCUCUACCCAGGAGAGGAGCCUGACCAAGGACAGCAGUGAUGCAGAGAGUUCCUACUCAAGCUGCUCUCCUAUUGACCUAUCCAUGAGAAACCGGGCCAAUACACAAGAGAUGGGGCCCAAAACUCACUCUUCCUCCUUCUCCUCUUCAACCUCUACCCUCUCUUCUACAACCACUGUGUAUUCCUCCGUCCCAGUUGCAUUUUCCCCUCAAGUUUCUGCUCAACCCGCCACCACAAACUUUUCACCAUCCUCUACUGUUGUCUCCUCUGUUUCAACUGCAAUUUCUUCAUCCUCCUCCUCCUCUUUGUCUACAUCCUCACUGGACAAACUAACAGAAUCUUUAAUAAACAAGUGGAAGCCAGAGUCAUCAGGAUCAAAGGUGCCCAAGAACAAGGAGCCUGAAAGGAGCCCUGACCCAAAAUCCCACCCUAAGCUCACACUCAUGCAGCUGCUUCUUGAACGAAGAAAUCACGAGAUGGUGAAUAAAAGUGCAGUUAGCCAGGAUUUGCCACUUGAUAUAAGUAUGGCCGCCAUGUCUCAAGGCCAACCAAAGGGACUGGUACCCUGGGAAGAGACUAGGACAAAAAGCCCCCUAGAUAGACCUUUAGCCCCAGCCCAGCCCCUUUACCCACUUAAUCGAGAUCCUGGUGGAGCACUAUCCCCAUACUCCUACCCCUCUCCACAUGUCCAGUCUAGCCCACUGGAUUUGUGUAAAUCUAAAGCCUUCCCUGCUGAAAAGUCUUCAGAGCCUGCUUUCAGUGCCAGUAAACUGUUACAGAAUCUGGCUCAGUGUGGUACCGCUUCUUCCUCACCACCCAUCCCCUCCAGUGGGGUGAGUCCGGAGCUAGAUGCCAGUAGGCCGCUUGCCCUAUUGGAAAGGCUUAAUGCUCCAAUCCACAGGACCACCACGACUCCACUCUCAGAUGGACCCUCAGGCAGUGGCACGCCUUUAAGUCAGAAGGAGGCCUCUCCUCCAUCCCAAAUUGAGAACCUUUUAGAGAGGCGCACUGUGUUGCAGCUCCUGCUAGGAAAUGGCACAGCUACUCCCACAGUCAGCCGCAAAGAAAGGCCAAGUGGUUGUGGCAGAAGGAGUGUAGAGAUGGCUGGAGGGAGCUACGAAAAGAUCCCCGGUGCACCCUUUGUCUGUGACAGCUCCAAUGGGCCCCCUUUGGACGUAAAGGUCAAAACGGAGAUUCUGGAGGAGGUGGGACCAUCCUCAGCCAUGUCUGAGGAGUCAAGUGGCAGGAAGAGACCUAGCAGUUAUGAGAAGAAUAGCCCCCUGUCAGAUUCUCAGCAGGACUUUAAAACAGAGCCUCGGCCUACAGAGGUCAUAGCAAAAUAUGGCCUGCUCAGCCAGUUGCUUAAACAACAGACUGCUACCUACUAUACCAGUGCUGCUAUGCAGGCUGAGUCACAGCCCAGACAGGUUAAAGAGGAACAGAGGGAGUAUCCUAGCCCAAGUCCUAAGAAGAGACGCCUCUGCAUUGAUCGGACUGAUUGUUUAAGUAGUAAGAGCUCUACAAGUGCAAUGGACAGUGGUGACACACACAUUUUUGCAUCUCCUCCUGUUCAGGAAGAGCCCGAGCAGCAGAGGAUUCUGAAGGAAGAAGUUGCUCCACCCAGGAGCCCACCAAGUGAAGCCCUCACCAGAGAGAGCCGGGGCUUCAAUGUGCUCAAACAGCUGCUGCUCUCGGACAACUGCCUGAAGGAACUGUCCCAGCAACCCAGAGGGACACCCAGUCCCUCAGUCCUGCAAGCCAAUGGCAAGGCCAAUGGCAGCAUUCUUAAUCAGCCUUCCCAUAAUCACAGCUUCCUCCACCUCUCAAGCUGGCACCCCCAUGGCUCCCUCAACUCAGGGCUUCCGAGUAAUCUCAGACCACUGCCCACACCCCCUCAAGGUGACAGCCCUGUACGCACCCCCUGGAGCCGCCACCCCGCUCCAUGGCCAGUGACUCAAAAACGGGACCCCCCUACUCUAGUCAAACAGGAGCCUGAGAGCCCUGUGCGAUGGAGUAGUCAGGAGGAGGAGGAGGACGAUGAGGGUUGUGACUCUAACCUGGACUCUCCACGGCUCUCACGGUCCAACCCAAUCUUGUAUUACAUGUUGCAGAAGGGCAGCCUUCAGCUGAGGAAGGAGGUGAGGGAUCAGGCGGAGGGAACCCAGUCAGUGGUCAGAGUUAAAGAAGAGCCAAUCAGUGACAUGCAUGCUUAUGAACACAGUCUGAGCUCCACCCCACAAUCACCAACCCACAAUGACAAGCACAGCCAUGAGAGCCAGGGGCUGAGCCAAUCAUCUGAAUAGAAGUUGUAUCAACUGCAGAAAAAAAAAACUAAAUGGAACCCAAAAUCAUUGACUCUUUUUUUCCUUUUUUUUAAUAACUUGCCAAAUUGGUUAGAUGAUACAAAAAUAAAGUUGGAAAAAAUGUUUUUUUUAAAAGUGGAAUAGAGCAAGUUCAAAUUCAAAGGCAUACUUAAAAUGCACAAGUGCUUUGGUUUGUCAGUUUUUGAAUAGUGAGGUCAUGAAAUGAUUCAAAACAGUCCCAUCUUAUCAAAAUGUCAAAUUGAUUCAUGGAAACCAACACAACCGAUAAAGUUUGACCUUUCCCUAUCAAUAACUUGCACAAUAUAAUUCAUUUUGUCAAUAACGAAGUCCUCCUUUACAAUUUGGUCUUUUUUACACUUAUUAUUUAUAUCUGAAUUGUACACAUAUCACUAUUCCAUGUCCUCUUUGUUGCCCACCAUAAAAAAUUUAGAAAGAACAUUUCCAGCCCCAUUUAUUAUUGAUGACUCCAAAAAUGUUAGUGCUGAGUUCAGUGGACAUUUAUUUAUUUUCUCCAUCAGAACAUUUGCAGAUAGACAACUUCCCAUCAAUUUUAGAUAAGAUUCCAAAUAAAAUCAUUGUGGGGCAGACACAGUGGUCUAUCACAACAACGUACACGAUAAAUUCAUUCAAAGGAGGACCUUGAAAAUAAUGUUCACACUGCAGUAGCUUCAGUGAGGAUCCAACAUGAUGAAUGCUUUGUCUUGCUUUUCCUCCAGAUUCAUGUUGUGGUAUAGUAACCAAUGGAGUAAGAAUAUAUCAAUGGAGAUUUGAAUGGUCACACAUCAUUGGAUUAUGCUUUUUUGAAUUGAACGUUUGAGGGCGAUAUUUGAUGGUGCAAAUUCAGGGUUAACUUUUUGCAAACUGUGCAGUUUUGAGCAGAUGGGUCAACACUGCAUGUGUGGUUCUUACAGUUGAGCAACUGUAUUGAGACAGGUUUCUAGAGCAACAGAAGGCCGCAGUGUCUGAGUAACUUAUCUUACCACCCUGGAUAAACCGACACAACCUUGCUUCAUGCACACAAAAAACGGAGUUUAAAGCCAUGGCUUUUUGAAUACAUUUCAAUUAAAAGAGCACCCAGAGUUUGCAUUAUCGAAGCUGAGCCCUCAGUGUCCUUUUCAGAAUAAUUUAACGGCAUGUUUUUAAAAAAAUGUCAGUAUUGUUAUCUGUUGAGAAUUUGACAGUUUGUGAUCUUUUUUUGAUAAUUUUUUAACUGUUGUGGUUUUUCGGACAUCUUUAAUUUCCGUGGCAGUCUCUUAACCCAUAAAAAUGUCAAAAGAAUUGCAUGAUAACUAAGAGAAGACCCACUGGUACAUCUUUGUUUUCAAAGCAGCUGGAUACGUGUACCUGCCCCCCAAUAAUCACCAAGACAGGUUGGUGUCUUGAGGGAUAUCUGCUAUCUAGCUCCUUAUUUUGAUUGUACUGUUAAGUUCACACAUUGCUUUAUCCAUUUAGUCUUGUGAUCUUUUUAAUACAUAUACCCAUGGAGUACGUCUCUUCGAUUAUUAAUACAUUUUCACAAUGGUUAAAUAUAUUUGUGUAAAUAGUACUUUCAGUAUGAAAGAUGACUAUUUUGUAAUGUUUAAGAAAAGAUAUUACCCUAGUUUUUAAUGCCCUGAUAUGUAAAUAUGAAUUAUAUGCGUACAAGUGUACAUACAAAGGCAGAGGAUGCUAUGCCCAUCUUUUUUCGGUUGGUUUGUUCUUUGCAUGUGUCUCUAUGUGGUAAAUGAUAAUCUAUCCUGCGCUGUGUUGUGUAAUAAUGUCUGACUCUCCUCACUGCUGCCUGUUGCAUGCAGACGCAUGGGAACUACCUGUGUAUCCCUACUGGUGAUGGGGGAAAAUGUCAAGUCUUAAAAUAGGUCUUUUUUUAUCACAGAGAGAGGUUCGUUUAGAAUAUGAGCAGUCCCUAAAUAACCACAGACUGUUGAGCAAGUUGAUUCAAAUGUGUGAAAAAUAAACGUGCAUUGAAUAUUUUUGUGAUUUUCUUUUCUGUUACUGGUUAACAAAGCUCUGUGAAAGAGCUCGGGGGCUAUAGUGGGGGAUUGACGUACAAUCAUAGAUCUGCAUUGUGCAUCUAAAUACAUUUGUAGCAGCAAAUAUAUAAAAAAAAAAAAAGGUGUUUCAUUUUUUUCAUGUGAAGACCUGAAACAUUAUUUCAUUUUUUAUGUUUUCAUUUUUGGUGUUCAUUUGCACUGAUAUCUCAGAAAUAAAGUACUAAAAUGCA